Messenger RNA from Caenorhabditis elegans, 1428 nucleotides. It is a transcript of the gene fbxc-25, whose product is annotated as F-box C protein. Bases 163 to 1380 code for a protein of 405 amino acids. NCBI's taxonomy places the organism in Eukaryota, Metazoa, Nematoda, Chromadorea, Rhabditida, Rhabditidae. The record is from RefSeq and is marked reviewed. The transcript is spliced from 3 exons.
AUAGGGCCGCCUCGUUUUGGCCCACAAAUGGUGGUAGAACACCUGCUCUGUAUAUCGAUCGGUUAGUCACACCGGCACUGCUCAUAGCCUCCUCAAACCUGCUCGACGAGUUGACCAUCUUAUUCCGUGCUUUGAAACCUACAUACGUGUUCCGUUCAAAAAAUGGCAAAAUCUAAUAAUAAUGCUCUGUCAUAUCCUGCUUUGAAAUCUGUCCUACGGCACUUUGAGCCAAAUUUGAGAAUCCAGCUAUCCCAGGAAUGCCCUACAAUCAAGCUCAUCGAUCAAAAAAUUCCACUUCAAAUCGAUGAACUGAAAAUCAAUGAGCAUAGCUUUACAAUUAAUGAGACCGUCUACAAACUGGAAGUCGAGACUUCACUUGGAUCCCGAGCAGCCCUUGAUCUUAAUCACUACGGAGCAAUUGAUAACGCCCAAGUUGUUGAGCGACUCCCAGGAGAGGUUCUCAUUGAUGGGAGGUUCAAUUACUCGGAGAAGGCUAGAAUCAACUCGGAGCUAGAGCAGCUUGAAGUAGAGCAAGAACGAAUUGAGAAGAUUCAAGAUGCGGAGGAAAAGGCUAGAGAAUGGAACAGGUUCAAAAGAAGAACUGUGAUGCAUCAGAUCAACACACUUCGAUUUUAUGCACCUCGAGGCACGGUUAUUCAAAUCCCGAUCUCUUUCUACAUCAGGUUAACGGUUGGAAAGCACCACAGUGAAACCCUCCGCUAUACCUUGAAGCUUCACGAUGCACUGAAGUACCUUCUUCAGGUAGUUCUGGGUGAUCGGAAGAAUAUCAGGAUCAGAAAGCUCCAGCUAAGUUGUGCAGGGAUUCUUCGGAUCCCUUCUACCCUUGACCUUCAAUUCCGAAACUUGAAACUGGGGAAGAACACUGAUGAAUUUGUUAGAUGGAUAAAUCCACUCAUCGAAAAUUUGAAAGAACCCUUAGAAUCCGUGGAUAUUGAGGAUGAUACCCAUGAAAUCCUCGAAAGUUCAUUUUUUGAAUCCGAACGAUUACUUAUCAUAAGAUAUGCCCAUUUAAAUUUGAUUCGGCUAGCUGGGAAAAGAAACGUUUGCAUCAAAUACGUCAGGUGCGUUACGGAAGUCGGAUUGUUGGAUUUUUUGAAUAGAUGGCUUGAGGGCAGAAGGGGUGUCGGAACAUGCUGGUGGUUCGCAUUGGAUGAUGAAUCUCAAGCAAGAAUUUUUUUGGAAGUCAUCAAGAAGGACGAUCGCGCUGAAGAAGUCCAAGAAUCAAGUGUCUUGUUUCCAAUGGGCAACUCUACAGAGGCUUUCAUUUUCUAUGAAAAAAAUGAGCAUCGAGAUGGAAAAUAUGGCAGUUGGGAGUUGGUUUACAGUUUGAAGUUUACAGUUUGCAAGAAGAAGCUUUAAAGGAGAUUGAUUUCUGGAUUUUUGCGAAUAAAUGAAAUGUGUUAAUGA